Molecule: messenger RNA, 543 nt
Organism: Micromonas pusilla CCMP1545
Lineage: Eukaryota; Viridiplantae; Chlorophyta; Mamiellophyceae; Mamiellales; Mamiellaceae
Product: transcription initiation factor IID, 31kD subunit
Exons: 3
Coding region: 1-543 (180 amino acids)
Biological process (GO): DNA-templated transcription initiation; RNA polymerase II preinitiation complex assembly
Cellular component (GO): SAGA complex; transcription factor TFIID complex
Molecular function (GO): RNA polymerase II general transcription initiation factor activity; transcription coactivator activity; protein heterodimerization activity
Source: RefSeq, a predicted model, not a curated record
AUGCCGGUGAGCAAGACGGUCAUCGCGGCCGCCGCCGCGGCCGCGGCGUCCACGAACGCGGAGGUCAGGGCCGCGGAGGGAAAGAUGCCGCGCGACGCCGCGGUCGUGAUCAACGUCCUUCGGUCCAUGGGCGUCACCGAGUGGGAGCCGCGCGUCGUGAACAUGCUCAUGGAGUUCAUCCACCGCUACACCUCGCAAGUGCUGAGCGACAGCGUGGCGUACACGAAGCACCGCGGCGGCGCGGAGGUGAACGUGGACGACGUCAAGCUCGCCAUCGAGACGAAGCUGAUGCGCGAGUUUCACGCGCCCGCGUCGGUGGAGGACAUGCGCGACCGCGCGGCGGCGCUGAACGCGAUCCCGCUGCCGGAGCUGUCCAACCGACCGGGGAUCCACGUCCCGCAGGACGAUAACCUCCUCGGCGCGCACGUGCAGUAUUUCCCCAGGCCGGGCGGGGUGCUGAUCGGGGAGGAAGGGCGGCGAGGUGCGUUCUCCUUACACUGGUCCCCAUACGACCGCGUCGGCGUGGUGAACGCCGUUCCUUAA